This is a messenger RNA of Agrilus planipennis (emerald ash borer), 938 nucleotides long. Its product is annotated as deubiquitinase DESI2. Gene Ontology annotation, molecular function: deubiquitinase activity. NCBI's taxonomy places the organism in Eukaryota, Metazoa, Arthropoda, Insecta, Coleoptera, Buprestidae. The transcript has 5 exons. Bases 227 to 847 code for a protein of 206 amino acids. Gene Ontology annotation, biological process: protein deubiquitination. The record is from RefSeq and is a predicted model, not a curated record.
CACAACACAUCACAGAUUGUAAUAUGCGAAAACUACUGGAAUGACAUAAUGCGAGAAAAGUGCAUAGCAAAUUUCAAAUGCAAAAAUGAAAUUAAUAAGAUAAAAGUAACCAGAUACUAACCUUUUUGUUGUUUUCUUUUAGUGUAAAACUGGAAUAGUACACAAAAUUUUUGCAUCUAAUCAUUGAUGUCUUGUUUUUUGAUGUCAAAUUUAAAUAAAAAAGGGAAUGUUUUCCAGUAAAAUAACCUGCAGUCUACCUUUUAAUUGUAUGGGAAUAACAAGGGAUUCAGGAUCUGACGAAUUGUUACCAAGUAAAAUGUCUAGAGAACCAGUUAUUUUAAAUGUUUAUGAUAUGUAUAAAGUGAACGAAUAUACGGCCAAUAUCGGAAUUGGAGUGUUCCAUUCUGGAGUUGAAAUGUAUGGUUCAGAAUUUGCAUAUGGAGGUCAUCAGUAUCCUUUUACAGGCAUUUUUGAAAUUCUUCCUAGAGAUGAUAGUGAAUUAGGGGAACAAUUUAAAUUUAGGCAAUCUGUUCUAAUUGGUUAUACAGACUUUACAGAAGAAGAUGUAAAAAGAAUUGUGUCAGAAUUAGGAAAAGAAUUUAGAGGAGAUAGAUACCAUCUUAUGAAUAAUAAUUGUAACCACUUUGCAAACUCGUUUACAAAGAUUUUAUGUGGAAAAGACAUUCCUCCAUGGGUAAAUCGCUUAGCUUAUUUAAGUAGCUGGGUUCCAUUCCUAGAACGUUGUUUGCCAAAAGAAUGGUUGACUCCAGUGGCAUUACAAUAUUCAAUUUCUCACAGACAAGACUCUACCUGCUCAGAAUCGCCUUGUACAACACCCUCUUAUUAACUUUUAUAAUAACUUAGGAUAUUAAAUACUUAUAAUUAUUUUACUUUUUGUAUUAAAUCUAUAAAAUCAUCUGUACAGAUGUUAUAAGUUC